Molecule: messenger RNA, 2290 nt
Organism: Mizuhopecten yessoensis (Yesso scallop)
Lineage: Eukaryota; Metazoa; Mollusca; Bivalvia; Pectinida; Pectinidae
Exons: 8
Coding region: 1-2148 (715 amino acids)
Biological process (GO): biological process involved in interspecies interaction between organisms
Cellular component (GO): external side of plasma membrane
Molecular function (GO): carbohydrate binding
Source: RefSeq, a predicted model, not a curated record
AUGUCUGAAUUUGUCAGAAAUCGGGAAACCUGGAUAGGACUGUUCUUUGAGGACCAUGUUUGGAAAUGGACGGAUAACUCUGUGUAUGAUUGGUCUAACUGGGAGCCCUACUCAGAGUUAAAGGAAGGCAACUGUGUGUCCGUCAAUCUGGCUAACGAUUACCACUGGGAAAAGACAGUUUGUGAUGAAACAAAGUCAUUUUUCUGUGAAUUUCAGCAAGGAAGAUGUAAUUUCCGAAUGUAUCCAAACUCAAGUCUAUCUGGAAAUAGCAUAUUAAAGCGAACCGAAAGCAUAGGUUACUGUUUGAGUGUGUGUGAGGAGGCUACUGAAAUAACGUGUCUGUCGUUCGAGUAUAGCCAGUAUCUGGGCACGUGUCAACUCAAUGACGUCAACAGAUGGAUUAAGGAGGACAGUUACAGUGUGUAUGAUCCAACAUGGAGUUAUUAUCAUCGCACUUGUGUUCAAGCAACGAUUUGGCCAGCAAACACUACGACACCCAGUGAUGACAGUAACUCAACUAGUGUGAACCCGUCUCAACAGGAAAAUUCUACCACCACUGAUGUUGAUGACGUGUAUCUUCUAGGUUUAUCCGGAGUACUAGAACCUCACCAUUACGUCAUCUACAACACGUCAUUAAGCUGGUACGCUGCCCAGGAUGUGUGUAAAAAUGAGGGAGGAUUCCUGGCCACAGUGUACGACCAGGCCACAUUGCCAGAAACCGGAUACAUAGGUCAUCACGUGACGAAGACAAUGUGGAUAGGUCUGGCACGUACCCCGGAUAGGUAUUGGCGGUGGGUAGGAAACACCUCGCUCACAUGGAAGAAUUGGAAGUACCAACCAAAGCCGACAGAUCGCUCGGAGAAAUGUGCAAUGGUUAUCCUCGAUGACAACGCAUACUGGUAUCCCACUGUGUGUCAGACAAAACUAUGGUUCAUUUGUCAGUUUCCUGCAGAAAAAUGUAUUUACUCGAAAACCCCUGAGGCAGCCUUGCUUGCAAACAACAACAGGAUGUAUAAUGGCAUCAGUCUCUCCGACUGUCAGCAACUGUGUGAUAACACUACAGAGUUCCAGUGCAGAUCAUAUGAAUAUUUCCGGUAUUCCGGAGGUAUCUGUCAGCUCAGCGAAGGAAAUAAAUGGACACUAGCGUCAUAUUACAAAACAGAUUUAUUUGGAUGGGAUUACUACCAUAAACAGUGUAACUUUGGAGGCCCUCUACCGGAGAUCCCUACCACUACGACAACCACGUCUACUACCACGACAACUAUCCCUACCACGACGACGGAGGAACUUACCACAACAACCGAACCAACUACAACAACUAAACCUCCGACAACAACCCUAAAGCCGUCGACAACAACCCUAAAGCCUUCGACAACAACCCUAAGGCCGUCGACAACAACCAAAAAGACAUUCAAUGAGAUAAAGAAUGAGCUUGUAGCAAUGGGUGACGAAAUACGACUAAAACGUCUGAAGGAGCGGCGGACCAGUGCGGUCGACAACAGACCCUCGGCAACGGGAGCCGGUGUCGUCGCCACCAUCAUACUGGGCAGCAUCAUAGCACUAGUGGUUGUCCUGGACAUCGGCACCAUAAAGGCCACAUGCGAACAGCACAGACGUAGGAAGAGGACGCGGCGUCCUGUGUGUGUCGCGGAAGACAACUACGCGUUCGAGAUGGACGAUCACAGAAAAGAUAGCUUACUGGAUGAUGACGAUACCUCGGACAUAGUGAGAGUAGAACGUGAGGGCGAUAAUGAUAGUGGAGGUAUCAGUAUCACGGGAAACCACAUAGAGGUUCAGAUCAUUAAUCCUGACGACACGUUCGAUGAUUCUGCAAACGAAACGGGUACGAGGAGUAUAGACUCAGGCGAAUAUGCGGUCUGGUCAUCACCCGUUAGAACUUAUCAUGGUGAACGUUUCGGUCAUAUUGGUACACAGACGACUCCACAUGAGUUAGAUCAUGCAAGACAACUAUGGGUGAAGUACCGUGGUAGACCUAAUUUCGACGAUUUACAAAGAGCAAGGCAGCAGAAAUCAAAAAACAUUGAAACACAGACGAUAAGUUGUCGGUUGGAUGCGGAAUCAUCGGUAGACGGUGACUAUGAUCAAAACAGUAUAAAUGGACAGGUUACCGAGGACACCUGGUUCUAACGUACAUUAAAUACUGUAAUCAUGACAUUUUUUUUAUAUUAGUCAUACAUUUAUCAAUUACUACAAACCACGUUACAGUAUUUAAUGUUACAAAUGAAAUUCUCAAAAUAUUAUUAUGCAAAGCCAUUUUGUCCGAAAUCAU